This is a messenger RNA of Carcharodon carcharias (great white shark), 3555 nucleotides long. It is a transcript of the gene parp3, whose product is annotated as poly (ADP-ribose) polymerase family, member 3. Gene Ontology annotation, molecular function: NAD+ poly-ADP-ribosyltransferase activity. The transcript has 11 exons. Gene Ontology annotation, cellular component: site of double-strand break. Lineage: Eukaryota; Metazoa; Chordata; Chondrichthyes; Lamniformes; Lamnidae. Bases 298 to 1887 code for a protein of 529 amino acids. The record is from RefSeq and is a predicted model, not a curated record.
AAUGUGAAUGCUGCAAAUGGAGCUGAGCUCAGCAGGCCUGCAGCUGGAAUCCCUGUGGAGAGGAGGGAGGGGGUUAACUCUGGGCUGUCAGAAGGAAGCUGUGUCUACUUCUCAUUGGAUCAGUGUUUGUUGUGGGUGAGGCCACUUCCUCAGCAGCUGAUCUGCUUGUACAGAUCCUGAUCCCUGCUUGUUCAGACUUGUUCAACCUGUGGAGCAAUUCACCAGGAAUGCUUCCAGCCAGCAGUUUUCAUUCAGGACUACAGGCCAGAACCCGACCCCUUCACUCUUGUUUCAGCGAUGCCACCAAAGAGGAAAUCGGCUGCCACCAAGUCGGAUGCCAAGCAAAAGAAGGUCAAAGUUGAGCCAGAGGAGGAUAAUGUAAAGUCAACUGUUGAAGCCUUAAAAGCUGCUCCAAAAGACAAGGCCAAGGCCAAGAUUGAUGAGCAUUGCCAGCUGAGUUCUAAUGCAUUGGCGACGAUUCAUGAGGACUAUGAUUGCAUGUUGAACCAAACCAACAUCGGAAACAACAACAACAAGUUCUACAUCAUCCAGCUGAUUAAACUGAAUGACUUCUAUUAUUGCUGGAACCGCUGGGGCCGUGUGGGAGAAGUUGGCCAAAAUAAACUGGGUCCUCCAGUUGCCCUGAAUGUUGCUAUGAAGGAUUUUGAAAAGAAGUUCAAAGACAAGACCAAGAAUGACUGGGUGAACAGAGAUUCCUUUGUAGCAUAUCCUGGAAAAUACACAAUGAUUGAAGUUCAGCAGGGCUAUGAAGAAGUGACAGUUAUGAAGACUGACGCUGUGGACGGAGGUUCAGUGGUGAAUAAGAAAGUCAAACAUUGCACUUUAGAUAAACCAACCCAGGAGCUGAUCACUCUCCUCUUCAGCCAUGAUAUGUUCAAGGAGCAGAUGCAAACCAUGAACCUUGAUGUGAAGAAGAUGCCUCUUGGAAAGUUGAGUAAGCAGCAAAUUGCCAAGGGUUUUGAUGCGUUGGAUGAGAUUAAGGAAGCCUUGGAGAAAUCCCAGCAAAAACAGCUGGAAGAACUGUCCUCAAAGUUCUAUACUAUCAUUCCUCACUACUUUGGGCGCAAUAGACCCCCGGUGAUUGAUACAUCUGAAGUGAUCCAAGCCAAAAAAGACAUGCUGCAGGUGCUUGCUGAUAUAGAACUGGCUCAGAGUCUUCAAGCUGAGAAGGAACAGAAAACCAAGACUGAAGUUGUUGAGGAUGUUCCACAUCCUCUGGAUGAAGAUUAUAACCUACUGAAGUGUAAGCUCUCAUUGCUGAUGCACACUUCCGAAGAAUUCAAGAUAUUUAAGAAAUAUGUGGAUGUGACUGGUGGUGCCCACAGACCAGUGAAAAUCCUCAACAUCUGGGAGCUGGACAGAGACGGAGAGGGGGUACGUUUCAAGACCCACGAUAACAUUGAAAACCGACGCCUCCUGUGGCACGGCACUAACAUUGCAGUUGUCGCUGCCAUUCUGAAAACAGGGCUGCGGAUCAUGCCACACUCAGGGGGCCGUGUAGGAUGUGGAAUUUAUUUUGCAUCUGAAAACAGCAAGUCAGCAGGAUAUGUUGGGUUUACAUCCAGCCAUGUUGGUGUCAUGUUCCUGACUGAAGUGGCUUUGGGGAAAGAACAUUCAAUUUUCCAAGAUAACUCCAAUCUGAAAGCUGCUCCCAAAGGAUUUGACAGUGUUGUUGCCCGUGGCACAACCGAACCAGAUUGUUCUCAGGACAAGGAGAUAACUCUUGAAGGGAAGAAAGUGAUGGUUCCCCAAGGGAAGCCAGUGAAGAUGAAGCUGCAGAAGCAAAGCUACUUUUCCCAGAGUGAAUAUGUCAUCUACAAAGAGAGCCAGGCCCGCCUUCGCUACCUGCUGCUGGUGAAAUACUGAAUGGCCUUCACCCACUCUUCCACCAUGAGACUGCACCCUGUGAUCAUUUCCCAGGAAGGCUCAAGCUGCCUUAACUGAAGGAGCAAAGUCAUGUUUACUUUCUGCUGCAGUUUAAUUCUGUUUGGCUAGUUCCACUACACAGGUGUUUGGAUUGGCUGCUUUCACAGUUGUUGCUGCUUUGCACUCCAGACAGUUACAAUUUUAAACGGCUCUUAUCUGGGGGACUUAACAAGAUGUUGGAGAUGAAAACUGAUCAGAAAUACUCCAAGUUCUGGGCUCCCCUUCCAUUAAAGAGUCUGAGCCUGUUUGGCUUCAUUUGUAGCCCAGACUAAACCAAAUUAAUCCUUGCAGGUAGAUGCUGACUGAAUGUUAGUGCUGGGAUUAAACAAAGAAUACUGACCAUCAGGAGCAUUACAGGCCAUGGGGUAUUAGACUUUUACUAACAACUGUGUGGGUAUCUAAGUAAGGGGAGAACUGACAGGCCUCCCUGCCUCUACUCAACCCCUCUCCAGGCCUCACUGUAACCUUUACUGAACUGACAGGCUUUGCCCAAGGCCUCCCUCACUGGCCACACUGAGUAAUAGGGCCAUUCUCACUGGAGGUCUCCCUCAGGCAAGCUGCACUAAAUUAUUUGUAAAACCAUUUUUGCUUGCUGAAAAUUACUGACUUCAGACUGACAACACGAGUUGAACAUGUGCCUCAUCAAAUUGGGCAUCUUGACUCUCACACGACAAUCAGAAACACUUUCACACGCCUUUCACCUACCCCUCCUGCCUCGAUACACUGUAUUCCCUAAGGAACCAGUCUCUGUGUUCCCUGCAACCUCGCACAAGCCUAGAGGAGACUUGCGGCAAAUUGAAAUAUAGAAACGGGAGAAUGACAUGUCUACUCUCCCGAUGUUCGGCCAUAUUCGGCUGCAAAACUGGAUGCUCCCCAUGACUGAUCCUUAAUCCUCCUAUCUUCCCAAGGCUGCACUAAGUGCCUCAAGCUGAAAUGACAGACUGCUUCCAUCUGUCUCCACCACCCCACCAACCAAUAUAUUAAGAAUUGGCAACUGUCAUGGAUGACUGAUGUGCUGUAUUCAUCCGCUGAACCCUUUUAGACUGGUGCUUAUCAUAGGACGAUGGAAGAACAGUGCAGACAGAACUUUUGAACUGCAGUGUGUGUGGUUGAUGUUGGCCAUGUGGAAGUACAGCAGCUUGCCUCCACUGCUUACAGUUCAUUGGAAGUUGAGUCAUGUAUGGCUGACAGUCCCCUUCUGUGGUAGGCUCACACCCAGCAACUGCACAGGCCUCUGUCUCCAAGCAGCCACCAUUAGCUGGAGGGUGAAUGGAGGUUAAAGGUUGCCCUUGACAUCCUUAGGUAAAAUCCUUUUUUGAAAGGUGGUGUGACAGAGCUGUUUCAAAGUAGACCUAACUGCAGAUCUUCACCAUGAAAGGCACUAAUCUGAGGCUAUUUUACUGAAGCGACUGUGGCACAGGACAAGUCCCUUACCUUUGUAUUUGGCACUGUUAGUCUGUUGGAAGCUGUCAUUCCCCUCACAAUGUAGAAGAAUUCAUAUGUUCAUAGAUUGUAUCCUGUUGGUCGGUAAUUGUUGCCACUGUCCCGACUUAUGGUCCCAGGAGUAUGUUUGCACUAUUAAAGCAUUCUGUUAUUCACCACUCUAAA